AUGGGCCGGUUCUUAGCAGCGCUCUCGCUCGUGGCGAGCUGCGUCACCGCGCAGAGCAUAUUCAACCUCAGCGAUGUUUCAUGGACGGUCAGCAACGGUGUCAACGCCACCGUCCCGGGCAAGCUUCCCUCGUAUGCCCACAUUGACUUGCUGGCUGCCGGCGUCAUUGACGAUCCCAUAUAUGGCUUCAACGAGUGGAAUCAAUUUUGGGUUCAGCGAAUGAACUGGACAUACACGUCCGGGCCUAUCAAGGGACUCAAAUCUGGCAACGGGUUGACUUCAUGGCUCGUCUUUGAAGGUCUCGAUACCUUUUGCGAGAUCAAGCUCUGCGGCCAGAAAGUUGGCGACACCAAGAACCAGUUCCGCAAAUACACCUUUGAUGUCUCUGACAUCCUGCCAAAAUGCGAGGGCGACCCCGUUCUCAGCUUAAACUUUGGCUCUGCGAGCAAGAUCGUGCUCGACAUUUCCCAGCGCAGCGAUCUGUGUAUGUUGCUCUCCACGCCUGGCCGAGUCUACAUGCGAAAGCAGGAGAGCGACUUCGGUUGGGAUUGGGGCCCGCAGUUUGCCCCAGCCGGUCCGUGGCGCCCGGCGUACAUCGUGCAGAAGGCCAAGACGGAUCCCGUCUACAUCACCAACACGGCCAUCGACAUCUAUCGCCAGGGUCAGAUGCCCAACCUGUCGCCCGAUCAGUCCAAGCCUUGGGUCUUCAACGCCAGCAUCGACUACAUCGGUACACUGCCCAAGGGCUCCCAGUUUCACGUCAAGAUUGUCGACAGCAAGGGCCACACGCUCAAAGAGGCCAAUCUGGUCGGCAUCACCCAAAAUAACGGGACCAUCACCGGCAGCACCUCCAUCAACACCAAGGUCGACCUGUGGUGGCCUUCUGGCUACGGCGAGCAGACACUGUACACCGCGACGCUGUCUCUCAUCAGCGCCGGAGUUCCCAAGCAUGCCACCGUGACCAAGCGUGUUGGCUUCCGAACCAUCGUCCUCAACCUCAACGCCAUCACUGAUGCAGACAAGGCCAAGGGCGUCGCUCCCGGAGCCAGCUGGAAGUUCGAGAUCAACGGCCACGAGAUGUACGCCAAGGGCUCCAACUUUGUCCCUCCCGACGUCUUCUGGCCCCGUGUCAACCAAACGAAGAUCAAGGAGACAUUCGAGUUGGCCGUCAACUCCCAUUUCAACAUGAUGCGAAUCUGGGCCUCCGGAGCCUAUCUCCCCGACUGGGCGUAUGACCUGGCCGACAAGAUGGGUCUGCUGCUCUGGUCCGAGUUCCAGUUCUCUGUCGCAUACUUCCCUGCCACGCCCGACUUCCUUGCCGAGUAUGAGGCCGAAGCAUACUACAACACCCGCCGUGUGAAUCACCAUCCCAGUCUAGCUCUGUGGGCCGGAGGCAACGAGCUCGAGUACCUCAUCUAUGGCUGGUGGCUCAACCCGCGAAACAACACUCAGCUGGAGGACUAUGAGACCAUCUUCCAGCAGCAUCUCGCCAAGUGUGUGUACGCCAACACCCACUCCAUCAGCUAUAUCCCCUCUUCCACCUACCACGGAUAUACUUCGCUCGACUUUAACUCCGUCAGUCCCCAGACCUCGCGAUACGAUUACAUGGAGAGCCCCGAUGCAAUCUAUGCUGACACCGACUUCUACAACUAUGACGGCAGCAUUGCUUUCCAGUACAGCGGCUACCCCGUUGGUCGUUUCGCCGAUGAGUUUGGCUUCCCUUCCAUGCCGUCUGUCUACUCCUGGAGAGAUGCGAUCCCCGAAAGCGAGUUCAACUUCGACUCGUCAUAUGUCCGCCAUCACAACCGUCACCUCAGCGGCGGCAGCGACUUUUUCUCAUCCUCCGCGAACGGCAUCAACCAGUUUACCGACAGCAUCAAGCUGUGGUACCCGCUCCCUCAGCUGCCGGAUCCCGUGGCCAACUUCACUGCCUGGACGUGGACCUCGCAGGUGUUCCAGGCCGAUUACUACCAGGCCCAGAUCGCCUUUUACCGACGUGGAUCGGGGCUCCCCAACAGACAGAUGGGCUCUCUGUACUGGCAAUUCAACGACAUCUGGGUUGGCCCGACCUGGUCCAGCACCGAACACAGCUUGCGCCAAAAGGUGGCAUACUAUGCCGCCAAGGACAUCUUCAACCCCGUCAUUGUCUGGCCCUUUUACGACGAGGCCACCGAUGUCUUGGAGGUCUGGGUUGUUUCUGAUCUGUGGGAAAAGGUUUCUGGAACUGCCACCUUCCAGUGGGUUGACUGGGAGGGCAAUGCAUUGGAUGUUGAUCCUCCCGUCCAUGUCAACCCUGCUCGCGAUGGAUCAUUCGAGGUCAACUUUGACGUGCAGCCCAUCAAUGCCACUCGGCUAGUUACGUAUCCCGCCCUGUCGACCUUCUUCGCCUGCAAGAACCCCUCGUCCAAUGCGCUGCUCUCCAUCUCCAUCAAGGCCGGUGAAUAUACUCACUCCAAGUUCUUCCACCCUCAGAGCCUCCGAUUGAGCAGCAUUGCCGAUCCGGGCCUGGUCAUGACCAAGUCGCUUCGUGGAAAGACUGCCCAGUUCAAAAUCACCGCCACCAAAGGUGUUGCGGCAUGGGUCUGGGUUGACUACCCCUCCACCGUGAGGGGAUACUUUGACCAGAACGGCUUCUGGCUCAACAAGGGCGAGAGCCGUACUAUUACCUUUACAGUGUGGGACGACUGGUCCAGUGGCGCGUGGAUCAACGACGUCGUGUUGCGAUCCAUCUAUGACAACGUUGACAAGUAG
Messenger RNA from Trichoderma citrinoviride, 2751 nucleotides. RefSeq names its product glycoside hydrolase family 2 protein. Gene Ontology annotation, molecular function: beta-mannosidase activity. The coding region runs from base 1 to 2751 and encodes 916 amino acids. NCBI's taxonomy places the organism in Eukaryota, Fungi, Ascomycota, Sordariomycetes, Hypocreales, Hypocreaceae. Gene Ontology annotation, biological process: glycoprotein catabolic process; carbohydrate metabolic process. The record is from RefSeq and is a predicted model, not a curated record. The transcript has 3 exons.